Messenger RNA from Danio rerio (zebrafish), 3547 nucleotides. The record is from RefSeq and is a predicted model, not a curated record. NCBI's taxonomy places the organism in Eukaryota, Metazoa, Chordata, Actinopteri, Cypriniformes, Danionidae.
AAAAAGGAGGAGCGAUCAUGUCAGUUUGUUUGGAAAGCCGUUAUCCACAAUUUGAUACACAGAGUCCUCGUGAAGCAGCAGCUCAUCGCGCGCGGAGCGCCAGUGUGGGUGUUUCAUGACGCGCGCGCGUCAAUUACAGGUGUCCAUUAACCAUCGCGCGCAUCACGACCCUCGAGGAAUUACGCGGAACACCAAACGCUUUCUGUUCAUCCAGGUAAACAUUAGUCAAGACACUCAAGAACACACUCAUUUAGAGUCUGCUUAUACCAUCAUGUGCCACUGACAACUACUGCAACUUUAUUUGGACGGAGUCACGUCCCGUCUAUUGAAAUGGUGUCACGCGUCUGAAAAUGAACUCAUCGUGACUGGAAGACGCUUGACAUCGUGACUGCUGAUGUCCUCUGGAGAUCUAAAGAGCCCUGAUCUGCUCAGCGGAGGAUCACAACACAGGAGGAGACCUAGGCACUGUGAGACGUUAGCAUUCCCUCAUCGCACCAGCUGUCAGGAAAAGAGCAUCUGCAGAUAUUCAUCUUAUUGUGAAAGAGUCCCUGGCGGACCUUUGGGAAGUGCCUCUUCAGUUUCACUUUUGCAAUAUAUUGGACAUUUUGUGCAAUCAGGUCACUUUAAUUACCUCUGGUUGGUGGGAAAGUUUAAAAAAAAUUAGCUUUGGAGAGACUCUUAAUGGUUUUAUAUGGCAAGAUUCAUAGAAAUAUGAUAGCUAUGGUCUGUUCAUUUGCUCUGAGACUUGGUGCAUGAACUCAACGUAAAUCAGCAGGAUUCCUGUAGACUUUAAACUUCCAACUGGAUCCUGGAGGGCCCAAACUUUAUCAAGGUGGUCAUCAUGGUGAUGUCGCAGGGCACCUACACAUUUUUGGCAUGCUUUGCCGGCUUCUGGCUGAUCUGGGCUCUCAUUGUCAUGCUUUGCUGCUUUUGCAGCUUUGCCCAGCGUAAGCUAAAGCGCAGGCGCGAAGAGAGGCUGAGGGAGCAGUGCCUGCGGGCAUUGGAGAUGGAGCCUCUGGAGUGCACCAGUGGAGGAUAUCCUCCCAGAGAGCCCCCUCAGUUCUGCCCACCACUUCAAAUGUUGUCUCCUCAGCUGCCUGUAACACACACUCUUCCUCAGGCAAACUGGACCGUCCCUGAAGCAGACACAGAUGUCUUUGGAAAACCUCCUUGCUAUGAAGAGGCUGUAUUGAUGGAGGACCCACCACCACCUUACAGUGAGGUUCUGGCUGACCCCAGAGGAGGAACUUAUACCAAACCUGCAUCAAGUUCCUCAAGGGAGCACCAGGAAUCUGAGACCAGCAAGAUGGCUCCUGUGACCGUAUUUCCAGAAUGUGGCUACUCUUCCCUCAUACGUCUACCUUCAGCCAGACGCUGGGACUCUCUGGGGCACCUCCUGUCCAACAUGGACCUCAAUCACAACAACCUGCCGGUCGAGCCACAGGCCUCUGCAAUUGCUACCAUGCCUCGCGAGGGCCGGACUCACACAGACAUAGGUUUGCGGGGGCUCCAAAGUCUGGAUCAACACUAUGGGUUGCCCACCGCUUUUCCCCUUUUGGGUCGAAGCACAGCAGUAUGAGCCCACAAAAAUAGACCUACUGACCACUUUCUAAAAUGAACGCGCUGGAUGCUGAGUCAUAUGUGGUCAGAAAUGUCUGCCAGAGGCAUUUUUGGGAGCAGAAUCAGUUCAGGAUGAUUCAGCUUUGUUCAGGGGUUCAUUUGCGGAUCCAUCAUCCUUGCUUUUCUCUCCGUCCUCCUUGUUGCUCUCUGUGGCAUCUCCGCCUGAUGCAGAGCAGCAGCUAUUAUGUGAAUGCUGUUGCCAUGGCUCCCGGGAGCUGUCUGCAGCCCACCAACGCCUCGCCCCUCACAUCCUCUCUUCUUCCUUUCUCAUCUGUGGCUCACUGAUAUAAUACAAAUGACAUUUCAAACCCUGUCUUUGUGAAACAGGGUAAAACACAGAAGUGCGACACAGAGAAAUGACAGUGAUUGGUCCGUACUGUAGCAACACAAUGCUGCUCAGCUGUACAAAAAUGUCAUUUUACAUUCUGGAAAACAAUACCUGGCAUAGCUUUCUGGAUUUUGUUCCAGUUUCUUUCUUGGGAAGAAGUAUGAACUUUGGGGGUGGCAAAGCUUCAAAGCAAACACAAUUUUUCCUAAAAAGGAAGUUGCCUGAAGAUUACAUUUUUUUCAAACAUGACCAUAGUGUUCGAUGGAGAAAGAUGUCUCAACUUUUAAUACAUUAGAGAUGAUGCGGGUACACUGAAGAACUGCCUUUAAAGGUGCUUUCACACUUUUAGCACUUUUGGUCCGCACCCAGGUUCGUUUGACGUCAGAGUUCAGUAUGUUUAUCUAGUGUAAACAAUGUCUUCUGAACUCGGGUGCGCACCCGAGAACCAUACCUGAGUCCGCCUGAAAGAGGUGAUCUGGGGUAUUGUUUGCGCAAACUAUGGUCCGGUUAACUUCUUAUAUGACUGCAAUCGUAUCAAAUAAUGGAAGUGAACCGCCAAAUGUAAAACAAACAGACAUUUUGUUUUUGGAAAUGAAAAUUGCGUUGAUGUCAGAACCCAACAUCAAGCCAACGCCAACGUCCAACAUCUGAUGAUGUUACAGCUUGAAGUUGUGUGAAUGUUACCACUAUGACAUCUAUUAGAUGUUUGAUUUUGUUUGCCAUACCUGCCGACUAAGUCAGUAUUUAACGUCAACAUGAUGUUGGUUUAAUAAGUUGGCUCGACAUUGGAUAUUGGUCACUUUCCAAGACAACCUAAAAUCAACAAAACAUCAACGUCAUUUUACAUCAUCAUUGGAUGUCAAAAUAACAUUCCAGAUUGAUGGUCCAUCUGAAAGAGGUGGUCUGGGCUAUUGUUUGCGCAAACUCUGGUCCGGUUAACUUCUGAUAUGAAUGCAAUCGUACCAAACAAUGCAGGUGACAUUAAAACAAGUAUUAAAUGAAGUAACUUUAAAACAAACUUUAGUUUUUAUAACGUUCAAUCAUGUGUGUAUGUCUGUGUUUCACGAACUGUACCUUGGUGACUAGCGGGACUGAACCAGGGCAAACACAAUGAUAAUGUCUGCUUGUCUCCUCCAAAAAUGUCUUCUGCAGACAUCACAUUAUGUUCUGAAUGUAUUUGAUAUUUUUUAGCAGAUAGACGAAAGCGGCUCUCUGUAAGUUAGCAAAACCAAAACAUUUAAUAAAACAAAACGACUGUGAUGUUUCCAUUUUGGCGCCUUUGCUUACAUGGAUGUAAUCAAGCAACAGCUGUACACACAACAGCAGCUUGAUGACGCAACCGCACUGGGGUUCAGAAGGAAAAAAGACAAUGUGAACACAAACCAGCCGAGAAGGUGGCAAGGGGGGGACAUUCGAACUUGGGUUCGGACCAGGCAAUCGACCCAAGUGUGAAAGCACCCUAAAGGAUCACUCUACUUAUUUGAAAAUAGGCUUGUUUUACAACUACCUUAGAGAUAAACAGUUCACUUUUACUAUUUUUGAAUCUUGUGAGAGCCUUUUAGGUUAGCUUAGCAUAAAUAGUUGAAUCAGACUAGACCA